This is a messenger RNA of Eublepharis macularius, 6458 nucleotides long. RefSeq names its product ATPase copper transporting beta (gene ATP7B). Gene Ontology annotation, biological process: copper ion homeostasis; monoatomic cation transport. The record is from RefSeq and is a predicted model, not a curated record. Bases 126 to 4691 code for a protein of 1521 amino acids. Gene Ontology annotation, cellular component: membrane; trans-Golgi network; perinuclear region of cytoplasm. Gene Ontology annotation, molecular function: copper ion binding; ATP hydrolysis activity; ATP binding. The transcript has 21 exons. Lineage: Eukaryota; Metazoa; Chordata; Lepidosauria; Squamata; Eublepharidae.
AUCUAGGCUUACAGAUGGGUGUAGAAAUAGUGGGGGAAAGUUAAUGCAGUUACAUACCGAACAGCAGCUUGUAAGCAAAUUUUUCCCCCCUCUUGGCUUGCCGGUAUUUUAAAUUUGACAAGGGAAUGGAAACGGAAACCACGAGCUAUUUGAGAGAGAGCCAAUCCUCACUGGCAACUUUAAACCACAAAAACAUUACUCUGGUGUCUUUCCGCAAACAGCAGCCCUCUAAAAAGCUCCGUGUGCUGGAGGAUGGAGAAUGUCCUAUGAAGACAAGCGGUCUUUCUCGGAAAGAGGAAAUCUCUUCCUUCCAUAACUUCCCAGAAGUGCUAGGAAGCAAUAGCAGACAGACCAUAUCAGGGGACAAUUCAACCAUCGACUUACGUGCAUCAACGAUGAAGCACAAGUUUGCCUUCGACAACAUUGGCUUUAAGGAAGACUCAGAACAUUUGCCCUCUCUUCAUUCUCAAGCAGAUGUUGUUACGGUCAAUAUUUCAGGAAUGACUUGCCAAGCGUGUGUACAAUCCAUAGAGGGAAGAAUUUCCAAGGUGAAAGGUAUUGGGGAUAUCAAGGUUUCUCUCAAGCAAAAUAAUGCUGUGGUAAAAUAUUUGGGAGCGGAAAUAAGCCCCCACCAGAUCUGCCAGGAGAUCAACGACAUGGGAUUUGACGCCACCACCGCAGACGCAACAAAUUCUUCAAGGCAAUUGACCAGCGAUGCUUCUGUGAAGAUAAGGAUAGAAGGCAUGACCUGUCAAUCUUGUGCCAACACUAUUGAGGGAAAGAUUGGGAAACUACAGGGUGUGAAGAGAAUCAAAGUGGCCCUCAGCAACCAUGAAGCUUUCAUUGUUUAUCGUCCCUAUGCAAUUAAGCCUGAAGAAUUAAAGAAUAACAUAGACAGCCUGGGAUACAAAAGCACUAUUAAGCGCAAGCAAGUCCCGUUAAAACUUGGUGUGAUUGGCAUGAAGCGUUUGCAGCAGGUCGAUGUAAGAAUGCCAGGUGGGCUUGAUGGUGACGGAGAUACCACAGAGAGUGAUGGAAACGACCCCUCCGUUGUUGAGUUGGCUGUGGAAGGGAUGCAUUGCAAAUCCUGCAUCAACACCAUUGAAAAGUCAAUCUCAGACUUGCCUGGAGUACAUCGUAUUCAAGUGUCUUUGGAACAGAAAAGUGCUGUUGUGUGGUUUGACCAGAACCUGGUCACCCCGUCUUCAUUGCAGCACGCCAUCCAAGCCCUUCCUCCGGGUCACUUCAAAGUAUCCUUUUCUAGUAGAACUGAGGAUCUUAACGGAGUGCUUCCCUCACAUGCAAUAUCCUCCUUCUCUUGUCCUACCGAUCUCCCCCAAAGUGAAUCCAGCACUGCUGUGAUUAACAUUAGCGGAAUGACCUGUGAUUCCUGUGUCAAAUCCAUUGAAAGCUUGAUAUCACAAAGGAAAGGGGUUGCCCGUGUAUCUGUGUCUUUAGCUGAAGGGGCUGGAACCAUAUGCUACAAUUCAGACCUAACAAACUCAGAAGAACUGAGGGCCGCUAUAGAAGACAUGGGAUUUGAGGCUUCCGUCCUAACAGACACCAGCACUGAAGGACCUACUGCUGGAAGUAUAGAGGACAGUGACCCAGCUUCUGCUCCCUUGAAAACCAACGCUCUUUCCGAAUCGCCACCUGCAGAUGUUGUCCCGGAAAAAGAGAACUUGCGCCGUGAUUGUCCAAAGCCACCUAGCGCAGGAACCACUGAAAAAUGCUUCAUGCAGAUCACGGGCAUGACGUGCGCAUCUUGCGUCUCAAACAUUGAGAAGAAUCUGCAAAAAGAGAAUGGAAUAGUUUCUGUGCUUGUGGCCUUGAUGGCGGGGAAAGCUGAAGUAAAAUAUAAGCCGGAGAUGAUUCAGCCUCUGGAAAUAGCCCAGCUGAUUGAAAAUUUGGGCUUUGAAGCUUCAGUCGUAAAAGAUGACCCUGAUGCAAAUGGCAAUAUAGAUCUGAAGGUCCUAGGGAUGACUUGUGCUUCAUGCGUGCACAACAUUGAAUCUAAACUUGUCAAAACACCUGGCAUCCUUGAUGCAUCUGUAGUGCUGGCUACUUCCAAAGCCCGUGUCCACUUUGACCCUGAAAUCAUUGGUCCUCGAGAUAUUAUAAAAAUUGUUGAGGGAAUUGGUUUUCAAGCAUCUUUGGUUAAAAAGGGUCCACGGGAUCACAGCUUAGAUCACAAACAAGAGAUCCAACAAUGGAAGAAAUCGUUCUUAUGCAGCCUGGUGUUUGGUAUCCCUGUUAUGAUCUUAAUGAUUUACAUGCUAAUACCUAAUGGCCAACAGCAUGGAUCGUCAGUGCUAGAUCAGAACCUAAUUCCUGGAUUAUCUGUUCUAAACCUUCUCUUCUUUGUCCUUUGCACUUUGGUUCAGUUCCUCGGUGGAUGGUACUUCUACGUCCAAGCUUAUAAGUCGUUGAAGCAUAAGAUGGCCAAUAUGGAUGUUCUCAUAGUGCUGGCCACAACUAUCGCUUAUGUUUACUCCUGUGCUAUUUUAAUGGUUGCCAUGGCGGAACAGGCAGAGCAAAGCCCCAUCACCUUUUUUGACACCCCUCCAAUGCUAUUUGUGUUCAUCGCUCUUGGUCGGUGGCUGGAACACAUAGCAAAGAGUAAGACAUCAGAGGCACUUGCCAAAUUAAUAUCUCUUCAAGCAACAGAGGCUGUUGUAGUGACUCUUGGACCUGACAACUGUGUCAUCAGGGAGGAUCAAGUACCUGUUGAGUUGGUUCAGCGAGGAGACAUUAUCAAAGUGGUGCCUGGUGGAAAAUUUCCAGUUGAUGGGAAAGUGAUAGAAGGCAAUUCUAUGGCAGACGAAUCCCUAAUCACUGGGGAAGCCAUGCCCGUCACUAAGAAACCUGGCAGCACAGUCAUUGCAGGCUCUCUCAACGCCCAUGGCUCAGUGCUUGUCAAUGCAACGCAUGUUGGCUCUGAUACCACCCUGGCCCAGAUUGUGAAACUGGUAGAAGAAGCUCAGAUGUCAAAGGCACCCAUCCAGCAACUGGCUGACAAAUUUAGUGGAUACUUUGUCCCCUUUAUCAUCAUAAUUUCUACUGCAACACUGGUAGCGUGGAUUGUGAUUGGAUUUAUACACUUCGAUAUUGUGCUGAAAUAUUUCCCUCAUUACAGUAAACACAUUUCGAAAGCAGAAGUCAUCGUACGGUUUGCCUUUCAGACCUCCAUCACAGUCCUGUGCAUAGCCUGCCCCUGCUCCCUCGGGCUGGCGACCCCAACUGCUGUGAUGGUGGGCACGGGAGUGGCCGCGCAGAACGGUAUUCUCAUCAAAGGUGGGAAGCCUCUGGAAAUGGCACACAAGGUCAACACGGUGAUGUUUGAUAAAACAGGGACGAUCACUCAUGGGGUUCCCAGAGUCAUGAGAGUCCUCUUGCUAGGGGAUGCUGCAGCUACUCUUUCUUUGAAGAAGAUCCUUGCCAUUGUUGGCACGGCAGAAGCCAGCAGCGAGCAUCCCUUAGGAGUGGCCGUCACCAGAUACUGCAAAGAGGAGCUUGGCACAGACGUCCUGGGGUAUUGUCAGGACUUCCAGGCAGUCCCUGGCUGUGGAAUAAGCUGUAAAGUCAGCAGUGUUGAAGCUGUGCUGGGUGAGACGGAGCGGCAUUUGGACAGCCUGAGCCCCCAACUUGGCGCCACUGACAGAAUUCUUACAGGCCAGAGUUCACAGACUCUGGUCUCCAACCUGGGAGAUGCGGCAGUUCCGAAGGCCUACUCGGUGUUGAUUGGCAAUCGGGAAUGGAUGAGACGGAACGGCUUGCAUAUCUCCAGCGAUGUUCAUGAGGCCAUGACCGGCCAUGAAAUGAAAGGCCACACUGCUAUACUGGUGGCUAUAAAUGGUAUGCUUUGUGGCAUGAUUGCAAUAGCAGACUCUGUCAAGCCGGAGGCAGCUCUGGCUAUGCACACCCUACGAAGUAUGGGAAUGGAUGUGGUGCUUGUGACGGGGGACAACAGAAAAACUGCCAAAGCCAUUGCAGCUCAGGUUGGGAUCCGGAAAGUCUUUGCUGAGGUUCUCCCAUCUCACAAAGUAGCCAAGGUCCAGGAACUCCAAGAGGCUGGGAAGAAGGUUGCCAUGGUUGGAGACGGGGUCAACGACUCCCCAGCUUUGGCAAGAGCUGAUGUUGGCAUCGCUAUUGGGACAGGCACAGACGUCGCCAUUGAAGCCGCAGAUGUUGUUCUUAUUCGUAAUGACUUGAUGGAUGUGGUUGCGAGUAUCCAUCUCUCCAAGAAGACAGUGAAAAGAAUACAAAUAAAUCUCAUCCUAGCCUUAAUAUACAAUCUCCUUGGGAUACCCAUAGCGGCAGGAGUAUUUAUGCCUAUUGGAAUUGUGUUACAACCAUGGAUGGGGUCAGCAGCCAUGGCAGCAUCUUCAAUCUCAGUAUUGCUCUCUUCUCUGCAGCUAAAGUGCUACAAGAAGCCAGACGUGGAAAGAUACGAAAAACAAGCUGAAGGGUCCAUGAAGUCGCUGACUCCUUCCCAAGUCAGUGUCCAUAUUGGAAUGGAUGACAGGAGGCGGGACUUGCCCAAAUCAGGUGCUUGGGAUGCGGUCAGUCAUGUAUCUCUUUCUUCCCUGACCUCCAAUCGAAUGCCGAGGCAUCCUGGGAUCCUUCUAGGGGACGAAGUGGACAAGUGGUCACUGCUCACAAACAAUCAAGAUGAAGACCAGUAUAUUUAAGAGUGCCGAAUUCUUGCACUAUAGUCACGAGACUUCUUUGCCUUCAGUUCUUUACCUGGGAGAAGGUUGGAGUUCUUGUGUUUGGCUUUUGCUGGUGCUUUUUGUGUUCUGACGGGAAUGGAGAAGAUAGGAGAAAGCAGCGUUUGAUCUGAUCUUGGUUGCUGAACUACCUCUUACUCUCGUAAUCAAACUGUGGAUGGAGAGUCUGAUCCUUAAGUUUUUUUCCACGUUCCACCUCUGUUUACCAACUGCUGUACAAAGAUAUAUAUUGCACUGAUUAGUGUUAGAUGUGAAAUGUUGCAAACUGCAGCAGCAAAUGGGGACAGAAUACUAUGAUGGUAUCCGAAGUAUUGUGAUCAGAGCUCCACUUGUGGAAAAGAACUUCCCUCUUCCUCCUCUGCGCCUUCCCCCAAACACUGCCUUGAGGUUCAGGGGAUCCCUAAAAACAGUGCUGGGUGUGAAGUGGGGGGCGGGGUCUGCAGUAGAAAGGGGAAAUAAACAAAAAUUACGUCUCUCCUGCCAUUGGUGAUACUGCCCCUUCCUCCGGUGGAAAACAAGCCUUGGAUCCAUCCCAUAGAUAGAGCUUUCUAACCAAGAGGAAGACAAAAUCCUUUGCUUAAUUGGAAACAGAGUAGAAGCAAGUUUUAUUUCUAUGCUUGUAUAAAUCUACUUUUAUACCUCUCUUUCAACCCUUUUUACUUCGUCUUCUACGAGGGCAAGAAAUGAUGGACCACAAACUGUGAUGCUAAUGUAUCAGCAUAUCGGUGCGUGCUUCUGUAACCACUUGUAUAUCCUUUCUUCAAUGGUAAAUUCCCUGUCUCCACAUUUAAUCUGCAUUUUGCAGAAAUGAAAAUGUAUUUCAUGUCCUUCAAAAGGCAGACUUUGAGCAAUAUUAAAAUGUAUAUUAUUCUGUUGGCUAGCUUCUUACUUAAACUAGCUAUGCACGCACUACCGUAGCUAGCAAAGAAGUUUUCUGGCUAAUGUUUUAGAAUGUGAAUGUCCUGUAGGGUAAAGAACAUCCACCUUUUGAUGUAUUCAUUUUUCAAAAUAUGCCUAAGGUUACAGAAUAAAAAGUGAAAUACAAUUUAGAUGCAAAUAUAAAAUCAGAAAGAGAAAGCAAUGUUCCGUAAGUUAUGAUGACCUCAAAUCUGAGUUCGCAGGCCUUGGCACACCUUUAAACUGUGGUGAAAAUGUACAAACCUACACAGUCUAAGACAUAACUUACUAACAAUAGCCUGAUCUUACAACCUCAAGUGUCUCUGAACUUUACAUUCAUUAAAACAUGGUCUUUUUGCUGUUGAAACAUUUAGUGAAUGACAACAAAUGGACACACACUUUUGGCUUGGGAUUUAUUUCUAAUUCUUCUCAGAACAAACCAAAUCAAAAUCAUUAUAAGGUUUAGAAAUAAAGCUAUACCAAAAACUUUAAUAAUUCUUAAAUCUUUGCCCAAUUUUUCAUGUGACUCAUUCUGCAGGCUGAUCAAAUUUAAGAGUAAUUUAAUUAUUCUGAUAGCAUAUUUCCAACUCGUGAUUUUUCAAACCUCAUCAUCACACUGCUGUAGAAUAAAAAACCCUUAUUUGAAAAUACAUGAAACAAUCUUGGGUGAGGACAAAUAGCUAUAAGGAAUGGUCUGAUCAUAAAAUGGUUAGAGCCCCUGUGAAAAAAUAGAAGUCUCUAAAUCUGGAAAUGAAAUAAUAAUGUUAACCAUGGUUGUUGGGGGUUUUCCGGGCUGUAUUGCCGUGGUCUUGGCAUUGUAGUUCCUGACGU